Molecule: messenger RNA, 1842 nt
Organism: Oppia nitens
Lineage: Eukaryota; Metazoa; Arthropoda; Arachnida; Sarcoptiformes; Oppiidae
Product: protein bicaudal C homolog 1-like
Exons: 1
Coding region: 116-1660 (514 amino acids)
Cellular component (GO): cytoplasm
Molecular function (GO): RNA binding
Source: RefSeq, a predicted model, not a curated record
AUAAAUUUCUAAAAAUAUUUAGUUUUAAUAUAAUAGUAUUUUUAUUAUCAAUUGUCUUAAAUAUUAAACAACAACAACUCACACGACUAUCACCAACAACUACAACAACAAUACGAUGACUUCUUCACCGAACCUAUUGUUGACAAUUUCCGAUUUAAGUGAUUGCAUAAUGAAUCACUUGAAGAUUAAAGUAGACAGACCUACACUUGAGACGAUGCUUCUCAACAAACACUCGGCCGUCAUUACCGGUGACGACGACGACGUCGACAGCAGUUCGUCGCAGUUAUCUGUGGCCCAGAAAUUCUUCGUUAAAGUCAGCGAAGAAAGCGAAGCCAUCAUAUCUUAUCCACAAUUGGAAAGACUUCGAUCAAUGCCACGCAAAGAACCCGAAGUUUUGGUAUUCGGAUCGGUUAAUCAAAUCUAUUUGGCCAAAGAGCUGAUAAUGCGUACACUGGAUCCGCAUCGUAACAAAGUAACACUGAAGAUAGAUGUGGCCCAUACUGAUCACUCGCAUCUGAUUGGCAAAGGAGGUAAACGUAUUCAACAAAUAAUGGACUCGACUGGCUGUCACAUACACUUUCCCGACGGCAAUCGCAAUGUGGGCGAAGAAAAGUCCAAUCAGGUUACUAUUGCAGGUCUUAGCUUUGAACAGACCGAAUUGGCCAGAGCCCAGAUCAGACAAAAUUUGCCACUAAUUAUCAGCUUUAAUGUUGAGCUAACCAAUGUUGGACUAUUGGAUAUGACAAAUCCGACUAUGAAGUACAUCCAAAGCCGCUACAGUGUUAUAGUCUGGUACAAGAUGUCUGAUAAUAGAUCUGCGGCCGCGGCGGCAACAAAAACUAGCGACAAAAUGGUGGUCACAAUUUUUAUACGCGGCACACGGCAACUGUUUAAUCAGCUCCGUGAGGCGGCACUCAACGUCUAUCAGUAUCUCAAUUGGACACCAAUCGGUUUUAACAAUACUGUGGUUACCAUUUCAAUCGAUAUCGCUGCCCAACAUCACGCGUUUACCGUCGGUCGUAAUUCAUCAAAUAUACGCUCAAUAUCUGAUAUGACGGGGGCAAUCAUAAUCUUUCCGCAAUAUGAUACCCUUGGUACUCCUAGCAAAGUGGCCGUACCGAAAACAACUGUUUUGAUCAAAGGUCGCGGCUUAGACUCGGCAUUCACGGCUUGGCUUCAAUUGUUAUCUUACUUACCUGUAUUCCUAAUAUUUGAGCUGUCCGAAUACCAACAAGUCGAUGGCAGUCUGGUCACGGAAUUGGCAGCCAAUCAAAUGAUAUCCGUAAUGAUAAGACCUAAGACCAGAACCAAUGGCAAAACGAUUGUCAUCAAAGCUCACGAACGAAACGUUCAUUUGCUGUAUGAGGCGCGCAAUGAGCUGAUGAAGUCAAAGAUUGUGUCACCGGUCAGAGUAGCCGCCAAUGUUAAGGGACAGACGGUGGCAUCCAAUGGUUUGUUUCCGGUCACUACUACACCACCAAUCAGUCAGUCGUAUAUUAAUAAUUGUGGCCUGACUUCAGGAUCAAAAUUGUCAAAUUUGUUCACAAAAUUUCAUUUGCCUCAUGAUCUCGAUAUUGAAGUGAUGCGCGCCGUAACCAAAACCAAAGAUAGCAAACAAUCAUCAGAUGAAUUGAUUGACUUUGAUUUUUUGAUUAAUUGAUUCAAAUAGGAUGGAUGGAUGACUAGGCAUUAUCUAUAGAAAACACUACUAAUUUUAUUAUUUACUCAGUAUUUGUUUUUUUAUAUAAAGAAAAAUAUUUUAAUUUAGUUAUUAUUAUUAUAUUAGUAUAUAUUUAUGGUAUAUUUAUCUUAUUGUGAUUUUAUUAGAUAUAAAAAUAAAAA